This is a messenger RNA of Cuscuta europaea, 2432 nucleotides long. Lineage: Eukaryota; Viridiplantae; Streptophyta; Magnoliopsida; Solanales; Convolvulaceae. The record is from the annotation of a GenBank genome assembly.
GACAAAACCAAAUCAUAAAUGAUUAAAUAAUCAGUCCCACUAAAACUUACAAAAAACUUUGGUGAUGGGUUAAUUUGGGAUACAAAAGCUUUUUCCUCCACCAAAACCUAUGCUUUUGCAUAGCUAAAUGGGGAGCACUCUGACACAGACAUCUUUUCUUCUUUUCUUUUUUAUCUGCUGCCUCCCUUUUGAGUGAGUGUAUUGUAUGUAAAAUCACAACUGCAAUAAUGCAUUAAUGGCUUAUAGUUUAGAAACAAGUUUUGAAUUCUUCAAAGAUCAAGAAUCUUUCAUAUUUUUGUUGUUAGCAGUGGAGCUUAGGAGAAGAAAAAUGGGCUUGAUCCCUCUGUUGAAUGUGAUGAUUCUUACCUCCCUGGUUUGGCAGACCAGUGGUAUGCUAUCCCCAGAUGGUAUCAAUUUUGAAGUUCAAGCAUUGAUGGAGAUUAAGGCAUCAUUAGAUGACUCAAGAGGGGUUUUGUCUAAUUGGGAUGCAAAUGCUGUUGAUCCUUGUAGCUGGAGUAUGGUCACUUGCUCUCCUGAUAAGUUUGUGGUUGGCCUAGCAAUUCCAAGCCAAGGUUUGUCAGGUGGAAUAUCAACCCAUAUUGGCAAACUGACCCACCUCGAGAUUGUGCUUCUACAGAAUAAUAACAUCUCAGGACUGAUUCCUGCUGAACUUGGGAAUCUUCCAAGACUCAAGACACUUGAUCUUUCUGACAACAAGUUAACUGGUCAAAUUCCCGCUUCUUUGGCUCAAAUCCAAACCCUCCAAUACUUGAGGCUAAACAACAACAGUCUCGCUGGAGCUAUCCCUUUGGCUUUGGCAAAUAUGACUCAGCUGACAUUUCUAGAUUUGUCAUUCAACAAUCUAACAGGUCCUGUUCCAAGGCUUCUUGCCAAAACCUUCAACAUCUUGGGAAAUACUAAGAUAUGUGAAACUGGAAAAGAGCCAGAGUGUAAUGGGACAACCCGUCUGCCUCCUUCCCCUUUCAUAAUUUCACAGGAUGAACAGCCCCUCAUAAAACCCAAAACUCAUAAAGUAGCUUUAGCUUUUGGAUCAAGUCUAGGAUGUAUCUGUUUGGUAAUUUUUGGCGCUUGUUUCUCUAUGUGGUGGAGACAAAGAAGAAUAAAACAAGUUUUCUUUGACUAUAAUGAACAACAUAAAGAAGAAGUGCGCCUAGGAAAUUUGAGGAUGUUCCAAUUCAGAGAACUGCAGGUUGCCACAAACAACUUCAACAGUAAGAACAUAUUGGGUAAGGGCGGUUUCGGAAACGUCUACAAAGGUCGUCUACAUGACGGGACAGUUGUGGCUGUGAAAAGGCUUAAGGAUGGGAAUGCGGUUAGUGGUGGUAUCCAAUUCCAGACAGAAGUUGAGAUGAUCAGCUUAGCUGUACAUAGAAACCUUCUCAAGCUCUAUGGGUUUUGCAUGACUUCUAAUGAAAGAUUGUUGGUUUACCCUUUUAUGUCCAAUGGAAGUGUUGCUUCCCGCCUUAAAGCUAAACCAUCAUUGGAUUGGGGGACUAGGAAACAAAUAGCCUUGGGAGCCGCAAGAGGUUUGCUUUACCUGCAUGAACAAUGUGACCCCAAGAUUAUUCAUAGAGAUGUCAAAGCUGCCAACAUUCUGCUGGACGACUAUUGUGAGGCCGUGGUUGGUGACUUCGGAUUGGCAAAGCUUCUGGAUCAUUGUGACACACAUGUCACGACUGCAGUUAGGGGUACGGUGGGGCACAUAGCGCCCGAGUAUCUCUCCACGGGCCAAUCCUCUGAGAAAACAGAUGUUUUUGGCUUUGGGAUACUUUUGCUGGAACUGAUCACUGGCCAAAGAGCUUUGGAGUUUGGCAAAGCAGCAAAUCAGAAAGGCGCCAUGCUUGAUUGGGUAAAGAAGAUACAUUUGGAGAAGAAGGUAGACAUAAUGGUGGACAAAGACUUGAAGAGCGGCUAUGACAAAAUAGAGCUAGAGGAAAUGGUGCAAGUAGCUCUAUUGUGCACACAAUAUCUUCCCAGCCAUAGACCAAAAAUGUCGGAGGUGGUGAGAAUGCUUGAAGGGGAUGGGCUAGCGGAGAAGUGGGAAGCUUCUCAGAAAGUUAAUCAGGCUGCUUCUGCGGCUACUACUAAAUGCACAGCCAAUAAUGAGUUCUCCUCAUCAGACAGAUUUUCUGAUCUUACUGAAGACUCUUCUCUUCUCAUCCAAGCUAUGGAACUCUCUGGUCCAAGGUGAUGAUGCAUUUCAUCAAGCUAGAGAGUGUGGGUAAUCAUGUAGUUUUGUUUGUACAUGAUAGAUGAUUAAUUAAAGGGACAGUUACCCAACUCUUAGGCACAUUUUUGUUUGGUUUCAAUUUUGUGUGGGAGAGAAUGUGGCAAAUGUGAGUUGAGAGUAAUAAUACACUCCUACUAGGAGAAUGACCCUUUGAUUAAUUUUAGUAUUUCUUAGGGUCUGA